Messenger RNA from Megalops cyprinoides (Indo-Pacific tarpon), 5454 nucleotides. RefSeq names its product semaphorin-4G-like. Gene Ontology annotation, biological process: semaphorin-plexin signaling pathway; positive regulation of cell migration; negative chemotaxis. The record is from RefSeq and is a predicted model, not a curated record. The transcript has 16 exons. NCBI's taxonomy places the organism in Eukaryota, Metazoa, Chordata, Actinopteri, Elopiformes, Megalopidae. Gene Ontology annotation, molecular function: chemorepellent activity; semaphorin receptor binding. Bases 192 to 2777 code for a protein of 861 amino acids.
UCUAAUACUCGCGGGGCAUGUGGCCGGAUCGCGCAUGCAGCGCAAGGAUUUCACUGUCUUAACGAACCGAACACCCGAUUCUUCAUGGGUCCUUGCCACAAGCAGGUUUAGGUGGUCCCUGUGCCUAAAAUACUGCGCUGAACAUCCUUCCCUGGUGAGGCAGUGAGUGGGACGACGCGGCAGCAGGGAAGAUGGACACCCUCGCUGCCCUGCUGCGCCUGCUUCUUUUCUGCAGCGCAGUGGGGGCGCUGUUGGGCUACUCCUUCCAAUUCCCGCAGGACCUCGAUGCCACCCCGAGGACAAGUGUGGGCUUCCACGACUUGCUGGGCUAUCGGCGUUUCAGCGGCUCAGCUCUGAACUACAGCACGCUGCUGCUGGAGGAGGAUGCUGGAGUGAUCUAUGUGGGAGCCAGGGGCGCCCUGUUCUCCCUGGACUCCAGUGACGUCGCCGUCGGCAACGCCCUCUCUAUUGAAUGGGACGCUCCAGCGCAGCUCAAGCAGGAAUGCCUGAUCAAAGGGAAGGAUAACCAGACUGAGUGCUUCAACCACAUCCGGUUCCUUCAGAGGUUCAACGCCACCCAUCUCUACAUCUGUGGCACCCACGCAUUCAGCCCUCUCUGCGCCUACGUUGAUGUUGCGCUGUUUAAGAUCUCCUCUGAGUUUGAGGACGGCAGGGAGAAGUGCCCUUACGACCCAGCGACAGGCUACACUGGCCUGCUUGUUGAUGGAGAGAUGUACACUGCCUCUCAGUUUGAGUUCCGCAGCUUGCCGGACAUCCGCCGAAACUUCCCCUCCCCUAUGCUGAAGACGGAGGGGGCGCCCACCCGCUGGCUGCUGGAGGCCGACUUUGUGGGGUCAGCACUGGUGAGGCAAAGUGCCCAUAGCUCCAUCAGAGAUGACGACAAGAUCUACUUUUUCUUCACGGAGAAGAGCCAGGAGCAGACAUUGUACUUCCCCCAGAACCGAGUCGCUCGGGUGGCCCGGGUGUGCAAGGGGGACGUGGGGGGUCAGCGCACACUGCAGAAGAAGUGGACAUCCUUUCUGAAGGCACGGCUGGUCUGCUCCUUCCCGGACUACAGGUUCCACUUCAACGUCCUGCGCAGUAUCUUCAUCUUGGAGGGCCCUGCCCCACAGAGCAGCAUACUGUAUGGAGUCUUUGGCCUGGAAUGGAAGAACGUCAAGGCAUCAGCGAUAUGCCAGUACUCCUUCGCGGAUGUGCAGAGGGCAUUUGAUGGACCCUAUAUGGAGAGCCAGGAUUCCACUCUGAUAUGGAGGGAAUACACAUCGACAGUUCCGGAACCCAGGCCUGGCUCGUGCAUCACAGAUAAGCUCCGGGCCACGGGCAUAAACUCGUCACGGGACCUUCCCGACGACGUGUUGGAGUUCAUCCGGAGGCACCCACUGAUGUUCCAACCCAUCCACCCCCAGGAGGGGCGCCCCCUGCUGUUCAAGAGGAACAUGGACUAUACUAAGAUGGCAGUGCGCAGAGUGACAGCUCUGGAUGGGAGGACGUACCAUGUGCUCUUCAUGGGGACAGAUGAGGGCUGGCUGCACAGGGCCGUGGAGGUCAAAGGUCACAUCCACAUCAUUGAAGAGCUGCAGCUUUUCGAGAAACCUCAGCCUGUCGACAGCAUCGUCAUCUCCGAGGCAAUGAGGAGCGUCUAUGUGGGCGCCCCCACUGGGGUUGUCCAGGUGCCCCUGUCCACCUGUCACAGGUAUGCCUCCUGCUUUGACUGCAUCUUUGCACGGGACCCUUCAUGCGCCUGGGAUGGGAAGAUGUGCGUGGAGAUGGACUCUCUCUCUGACCGAUACAACCUCACCCAGGACAUCCUGAAUGGGAACUCUGGCUGUGAGAACAGAACAGCAGAAGACUCUGUGCCGACUCGUACACGCUCUGUUACGGAAGGUGACGAUGUGCUCCUGCUUUGCGAGAUCUACUCCAAUCUGGCAACCCCGAGGUGGACCCUGAAUGGCUGCGAGCCACCGGACUACAGCGUGGAGUCAGGGUACCGCAUGGGCACCGAUGGGCUGCUUAUCGUCGGGGCCCGGGUGGAACAGGGCGGGGAGUACCGCUGCUUCGCCGUGGAGAACGGGAUCCAAGUUCCGGUGGUGAACUACAUGGUGAGGGUACUCUCCGGCCCACCCCCCAUCGAUCCCACGACAGCUGCGCCCUCCUCCCCUCACCGCCUUUCCAGCACACCUCCUGGCACUCCCAUGACCUCGGCCCUGCCCCCACCUCCGGUUCCCCUCCCCUCAGGCCCCAGGAUCCAGAUUUCCAAGACCCUGGAGGUGAUGUACCUCUCCCUGAUCGUCAUCCUGGCCGGGCUGUGCAUCGUGCUGACAUCAGGGCUGCUGUACAUGGUGUUCUGCAUGCCCGGCCGCAGGGGGAAGUACUCCCUGCAAGGCUCUGAGUCAGAGAGGAACAUGGAGCUCAGGACCAUCUCCAGCAACUGCAACGGUGGGCAGGACAGCGAUGCCAACGGUGGGCUCCUGCAGAUCGUCCCGGGGGAGGGCCAGGCGUCCCCUAAUAAGGAGCCACUGCCACCAGCGCCCCCUCUCCCUCCUCCCCUGCCCACCUCGGAGUACACCAACGGGGUCUCAGCAACCCUCCCCAGCGUGCUCCGCAAGAUGAAUGGGAACAGCUACGUGCUUCUGCGACAGAACGAUCCUGAGACCACCUCACCACUGUACCACUCUUUCACCGAGGAGCUCAACAAGAUACUGGAGAAGAGGAAGCAUACCCAGCUGGUCUCCAAGCCAGAUGAGAGCUCUGUGUAAUUCCCUCCCAUGCAGUGCCCCCUGUGGUGGGGAGGUCUAAUUGUAUUCUCAAUAAGCUUCUGCAACCUGAUGAAGUGCCCAUGGUCAUUUCUUCAUCUUCUAACCCCACUGUUGCAGCUGGUACUGGAAAGAGUGGAGGCUUUUGCAAGUGGUAGAUAUUGGCUUAUUGACACCACAUGAAGACAUUGAUUCUUCAAAUAGAUAAUAAAACUUUUAUAAAGAUGUUACAAUGACAUUACAAACCUACCUCAGCUGGCUACAGCUGAUAUUGUUUGGGUCGUGCCGAUGAAGGAGAAAGCCCAGACACUGCAACUCACAGCCUGUGCCCUGAAAUGCGACAGGGGGAAAAAGCUUUGUGUUGCACUGACACGGAAAUGCACAAACCCGGGACUGCAAACAAGGCCCAGGGUCUGGGCAGCUGUGAGGUGAGGAGGCUGAUGGGAAAUUUUUCCUCUAUAAAAUACCCUCACAGCAACAACAGUGAGCUGAGGCACAGCUGCUGUGCAAAAAAACAGAUGGCCAACAAGAAACCUUUGGAGAGUUUCAGAUACAUUGAAAACCAUACAUUGAAUCACCUGUUUGACUUGUUUUGAUGCUCUUACUAUAAGCAAUGUUUUAUGUAAAUGAGUACAUAACCAACACUAAAAGCAAUGACUGACUGAAGGUAGUGCUGGAGUUAAACUGAAAUGGAAAUGUAAUUCAACAACAACAAGUGUUUUUGUAGAUAUGUUUAAUUUCAAUGAGGUGGUGAUGUGUCUUUGACAAGGACACCAGUAUUAAUCAUGAGGACACACUUCAUGAGCCAGUGUCAUUGGGUCUUUCUGUCACCACUGAUUCUGGAAUUGAAUUGGUGGCUUGCAAUUCUGAGAGAAUACUGGAAUACGUACCUGCGAUUUGGGGAAUCGUGGAGGAUUGGAAAUUCAGCAGCAGUGAAGGGACGUGCUGUGUGCCAAAGAUUUUGGCCCCUGUUCAGGCAGGUGUGGCUCCAACAGGCCUGCACACUCCUCCUUCUGCAGGAGAGUGAGGCUGUGGACUCCUGGAGUGCCAAACCCUGGUUCUAAGCAUCCCACAUGAGCAGCGUGGAUCCUCACUAACCCGAUGCACCAUUGAAUAACCACCAGUAUUAACAAACCAAUCAUGCGCAUUCUAACAGUUCCACUCCCAGGGCAGUCUUAGUCAGCCCCAUCUGCUUGUAUGGGAACAGAGCAGCUCUGGCCCAACCAGUUAAACUCCUGCAUUGACUCCACCGGACCAGAGGGGGCACCAGAGAGCAAGUCUAAGGCUGACACUGUUGCUGUGAAAGCAAAAACCAGAGAUGAGUGGAGAGCUGACCCUUGAUGCCAGACCUAGUUCACCUCCUCUGCUGUCUGGUGCUGCAUUAGAAGUGGUUGCCGUGGCAAAAGAAACAGGAUGUGAAAGAACUACUUCGAGGAAUCUAUUUGCGGGAAAAUUGUGGCUCCUGAGCAUCUCAGCAAGGCUCGUGUUCUGAGUGCAGACUGAGCCCUACAGCCCGGGAUAAAAAUCAGCUGUCAUCUGCUGGCAAUGAUGCCCACAGUGGUGGGAACAGGUUGGCUUUGUUCCACUAGGGACAGGGGUGGGUAGGUUUUUCAGGGUUUUGCAUCUCACGAGUUGCAAUUUUGCAGGCACCUAUGAGUUGCUCGGGUGGCAUCAGUAGAGUUGCGCCCACUCCACACUGGGGUGCACUGCGCGGCCUGUAGCAUGAAAAGCAGCCGAUGGCUGAGCGUGAGUAUGGGGGAAGGUUGCAUUCAGUUUGCACUGCUGCAUGCGUGUGGACACUGUAACAGUGAGACCAGCCUCAAGCACAAUUGCCAAUCCGAGAAAAAAAGGUGGGGUUGCAAAAAGCAGAAGGAAAAAGCACAAAAACGUUAAUGGAAGUUAGCGCAUAUUGGGCAAGAUCUGGGAGAGAUGUGUAUUCCAGCCACAAGCUACAGCCCAAGGACACACAGGGCCUGGAUUCAUGUGGUAGGUGCUUUAUGCACAUUCUAAAGAACGAAGCCUUGUUUUGUGCUUCACUGAGUGGUGAAGACAGACAGAAACUAAAAGAUGCUUGCAGGUAUUUCCACAAAAGUCUUUUGCAAUACGUAUGAACUCCACAGCAUCAUAUAGAUAUCAUACAUAUUGAUAGAUACUUGUUACACCACAUUAUUUUGCCAAAAGUUGAACACAUUAGGCUUUCAGUUUGGAAAGCAUCCUUACAUCUGACUGUAUGUGAAUGAAACUGGCACUGUUUCACAUUUGGAUGUCAUCCACAAGGGGCUAUAUUUGGGGCUUGCUGAACUAUGGUCUUUUAGGAACACAUCCUGCUUAAAGGGCAGCUUCACUGAAAAUAUGAAAGUUAGAAUCAUGGCCAUUUACUGUACAGUAUAGCAGUUGUCCACAUUGAAAAGGGAGGAACCGGUGUCGCAAUAGAGAAGUCUCCACCUUCCCUUUACAGUAAUAUCUCAUUCACAUCAGCCCAUGACAUCCUCCCUCAUAAGUGAUGAAUGGGCACUUGAUCUCCAACUUCCUGUUACAGUACUGUUUUAUUUCUGCCUCUGUAUGAACCUGCAGAAUACAGCAACAGGUUGGCAUACUCAACCAGUUUGCUGUCGCUAUGGCUGAGUAUGCGCUCUGACUGCCAUACCAAGGAGCCUGGCUCUUUGGCGAUGCAGUCAAG